UGUCUUUGGGACGCUAGCCGCGGACUGUCGGCUUGCAUGUUCGUCUCAAUUAAAUACUUUUGAAAUGGGAAACACCUCUUGGCAUUAACAGGCGCCAUGGGGUGUGCGCCGCUUUUCCCAAACUACACGACAGACAUUUUGAGAUGUUGCUUUCGAUCGUACUUUUGUGUGAACGCUUGUCGUUAGCAAUGGAGCUAAUGCAGGUAGAUUAGCACACAGCUAGUUUGUUAGUCAGUACUGCAAGGCCCGGACGGUCGGACGACAACAAGACGACAAAACCAUGAGACUUUUAAGGUUUCUGCGUAGCAGCGCGUCCAUUGGGAAGGACAUAGAUUAUUAUUCCAAAUUCUCGCCCUCUCCUUUGUCCAUGAAGCAGUUUCUGGAUUUCGGUUCAGAAAAUGCUUGCGAGAAAACGUCCUUCACCUUCCUCAGACAGGAGUUGCCUGUGAGGCUGGCGAACAUCAUGAAGGAGAUCAACUUGUUGCCAGAUAACCUGAUAAGAACGCCAUCUGUGCGCCUGGUCCAGAGCUGGUAUGUGCAAAGUCUCCAAGAGAUCCUCGAGUUUAAAGACAAAAAUGCAGAUGACGAGAAAGUUACUUACGAGUACGUUUUAAUUCAUUGGACUUUCAUUUUCCUCACAACUCCCCUUGUUUCAUGCGAUGUGUGUCCACCGUUAAGUUUCACAGAUGCGGUGAUCAAGAUCCGAAAUCGUCACAACGACGUCAUCCCGACCAUGGCUCAAGGCCUCGUGGAGUACAAAGAGACGCACGGUACCGACCCGGUGGUCAGCCAGAAUUUGCAAUAUUUCCUGGACCGGUUCUACAUGAGCAGGAUCUCCAUCCGUAUGCUGCUCAACCAACAUACACUCCUCUUUGGUGGGAAGGUGAAGGUCAAUCCAGCACACCCCAAACAAAUUGGCAGCAUUGAUCCACACUGUCGAGUGAGUGAGGUUGUGAAAGAUGCCUAUGAAAAUGCAAGAAACCUUUGUGACAGAUAUUACAUGAACUCUCCUGAGCUCACACUGGAGGAAUUCAAUGUGAAAGAUGAGGCGAAACCCAUCACAAUGGUGUACGUCCCAUCUCACUUGUACCACAUGGUGUUUGAACUGUUCAAGAAUGCCAUGCGAGCCACAAUGGAGCUGUACGGAGACGCCAUGGAGCAUCCUCCGAUCCGUGUUCAGGUCGGUCUGGGAACUGAGGAUCUGACAGUCAAGGUGAGCGAUCGCGGCGGAGGCGUUCCCCUGCGCAAGAUCGACAGGCUCUUCACGUACACGUACUCCACAGCUCCUCGACCGAGCAUGGAUGGGUCCCGGGCUGCUCCUCUGGCCGGUUAUGGAUAUGGCUUACCCAUCUCUCGACUUUACGCCCGUUACUUCCAAGGGGACCUCAAACUGUACUCUCUGGAGGGCUACGGGACUGACGCGGUCAUCUACAUACGGGCACUGUCCACAGAGUCCAUCGAGAGGCUCCCGGUGUACAACAAGUCAGCAUGGAAACACUACAAGACGAUGCACGAGGCCGAUGACUGGUGCGUCCCGAGUCGAGAGCCCAAGGACAUGACUACAUUUCGUCAGUUCUAGAUGGGAGCUGACGGCGGUCCUCAAGCCAAGUGUUUGUUGGUGUGUUAAUGGCAGUUUGUAUGGAAAGCUGUUUGAGCAUUUAUUCAAUAUCAGUUUUAAAGGUCCCCUUUCAUCUGAAUCAAUUUUUUCGACAGUUUUAUGCAUAACAUAGGUCAAAAUGAGUCGGUGACAGUGGUUUAAAGUUGACAUCUAUGCAGUUUGUUGUUUGAACAGCAAAAGUGCUUGCAAACAAUUUGAAAUCUCAGGCAGCUCACGGUCCCUAUUAGUCGGCCAACAAUCCAACCCUUGGUGUGCGUCACAAUAAUUUAUACACCGAACGGGCACUCGUCUGACCGACAUACCUCCACCACCUUGGUCCUCUUCAGCGGGUCAGCGGCAGCUCGUGUCUAGCAACAAUAGAGCGCUUCAGCACUCUCGCUGUGCUGUCGGUGCUGUGGCUGCUCAAAGCGCUCUCUUGCCAGCAGCCCUCUUGGGAGGACAGGUGGUGGAGGCAUGUCUGUGUGGUGCAGGUGAGGCGAGUGACCGUUCAGUGUGUAUAAUUGCGUGUAUUUAUUUUGGAGCACAAUUCAUCAAGUGUUGGAUUGUUGGCCCACUUAUCGGGAACGUGAGCUGAGAUUGGACAAGGAUGACAAUAAAAAGAGGGGCUAGUUUGAGCUUGUCAUCUGCUCCCAUUCAUUUGAAUUGAAUUGGUCCGCGAUUGCUGGUGACAAUGAAUGCAAGCUUGACUAUUUCAUCCACCACGGUUACAUUAAAAAUUAGAAAUAGUUAAGUAUUGCAAAACACAACGUGUAGACUGAAUAAGCGUUCCGCGUGUAUAAAUAACUCCCACGAUCAAACUUAUGCGAAGGAUUCAAGUCUGAACUAGGCAUCGAAAGACGUGACAGCUAUCUAGCAGAUGCCGUGGUAUAGACCAAUGAGAUCCAACCUGUUUUCCAUAUCUAAAUUAGGGAAGGGGAGGAAUCCAAUCAGAGCAAAGAUCAUUUAAAUGUCGCAUAAUCUGACCGUCUCAAAUGCCAGGAAGACAAAAAAACAACUAGAAUAACUGAAAAGGGACAUUUUUGGCAUUUCCAACCAAAACCUGAUAAAACGACAUCAAAAUUAAAUAGACAAACUAUUGAAGUGGAACUUUAAGGUCCAUGUACUCGUUACACAUUCUUUGUCACAACUAGAGUGCACUAGUAGGACAGUGACUUUUAGCCUACUUGUAUGAAAGAUAUCGAACACAUGCUCCAACAUCUUCCGAUAAGUUUCUGUGCGUGUCUAAUGUGCAAUUUCAGAUUUGUACAGAAAGUAAAAAUUUGUCAUAUAUUUCAUAGAGAACAACCUGUUUUUAUGACCGGUAGGGUUUUUAUUUUGUUUAUUAAGAUAGUGUCUCUUAUGGGGACUAUUUUUCUGUUUUUAAAUGUCAUGGUUACAUACAUCAGGCAACAAAUGUCUUCAGUGUGUUACAGUGGUUACAGUAGAAACUAGAAUAUAUGCAGGGUCAGUUGUUUUCAUUUAUUUUUUUUUAAAAUGAUGUUAACAGUAAAUCUGUCAUUGCGUUAUCAAUGUCUCUUUCUAUUUAAUAAUACCUUUCGUCGUACUAGACAGCCUCAGUCACAUCAUAUUAUGUAAUGUAGAUAAAGCAUGUUUUCAAAGUUACAGUUUUAGAAGUCUAUGGUUCAGUCGGUUUCAAGUAGAUUUUCUUUUCAGCUUUUUAACUUAACAUGAUGAUCAAUUUACUGAUUUUCCAUUUGUUCUUGACCUUUGAGGUUGGCAACAAAACUAUUGGACCACCAAAAAAAAAAAAAAAAAAAAAAAAGACAGUUCACCUAAAGUUUUUCCUAAAAACAAACUUAAGUCUGAGUUGGUGUUAACAAAUAAGAGGCAUUCAUUUCCUUUUAAACUGCAGUUUAUUUCAUUCAGGGCAGUGACUUUUUAAUGGAAACGUUUAUUUUUGUCCAAAAGCUGGAGGAUACCACAACUUCAGUAUUCUGAACUACAAAGCGACACCUUUGGCAGUAAAUUAUUAAUUACAAAUGACAAUUACCACAGAAUGCUGAGAGAUGAGCUGCUCUUAUUAUUCACAUAUAAAAAAUAAAAAAAAAACUCAUUCUGAAUUAAAAAUGUUUUUUUAAAUCUGCAGUGGCUCUCAACAGUUUAAUUCGUCAUUGGUCUAAUUUGAGAGAGAAUCGAAAGACAUAUACAAAUAGAUUUUUAGGAAUGUUUUAUUUGACCUGAAAUUAUUAUUGAUGACAAUAGUAAAAAGUGCACUCACGGUGUAAUAUGAUCAAAUGUAAGCAGUAGCAUUUCCAAUAAAUGGGCCACCGCUGUUGUCUACCAGUUUUCAGCCAAGGCAAAUCAGUAAACAAUCAUUGUUAAAAUGUGUUUGUUGAUUCCGUUUGUACCAAGAAGUGUUUCUCUGAUUCUGAAGAUGAGAGCAAAAGGUUUCUUGCUGUUUCAUACAAAAGUGUACCAAGAGAGGAAACCCUCGGGCUUGGCUGUGAACAUUCAAUAUUCCUACAGUCCUUAUCAUAGGCAGGUGUUUACUGUCCAGUGGACCUAGUGAGCGAGUUCCCCCCCCCCACCCCGCCCCCACGCCAUGAACCAUCCAUCAUGAUUCCGACUCAGCAUGUACACAUUGCGGGACAGAAGAAGCAAACAGAGCUCGGUGGUCCUUGAUUUGUGUUUCUGGCCUAACUAUUCUACUUAGUAGAAAACAUUAGAUACUAUAAAACCAACAAUGAAAUGUAAAUGAAAAAGUAAUGAAGAUAGUUGGCACAUGUAUAAAACAUUUAUACAUUUAAAACCUUGUCGUUCAUUGAAGCUUAAAAGACAAAAGUGCUUUUGACUCCACUGUACAGUACAAUACAAAGUGUUGUACAUAAAACAGCAAUGUUAUACUAGCAAAAAAUAUCACGUUUUCAUAGCAGUACACAUUGGACUUUCCUAUAAAAAUGUGCAUGAUAUAUCUGAAAACAUACUUUAUAAUUACCACUAUUAGCUU
Molecule: messenger RNA, 4565 nt
Organism: Phycodurus eques (leafy seadragon)
Lineage: Eukaryota; Metazoa; Chordata; Actinopteri; Syngnathiformes; Syngnathidae
Gene: pdk1
Product: pyruvate dehydrogenase kinase, isozyme 1
Exons: 10
Coding region: 281-1579 (432 amino acids)
Biological process (GO): regulation of glucose metabolic process; protein phosphorylation
Cellular component (GO): mitochondrion
Molecular function (GO): pyruvate dehydrogenase (acetyl-transferring) kinase activity
Source: RefSeq, a predicted model, not a curated record